AUGGUAGCAUCCGUCAAAAGAAAUUAUUUACUGUUUUCUAUUGUGGUUUUACUUUUCUUUGUCUUAUCAUAUACAAAAAAAUCCAAAGACUAUGGCUGCAUACAAAAUUAUGACAAUGCUCUUUCUGAUAAUCUGAUUUCUUUGAAAGAUUUAGCAGCCAAAGACUAUGGCGGCUUAAACAAUAGUGUCGGUGGUACAAUAACAGGGAUGAAUGAGUGUAAUGAUGAUUUGUCAACAAUCAAACCAAUACCAGAGUUCUUGAUCAUGAGGAAUAAUGUUGUUGGAAAUAUAUCAAGUAUUAUUUUGGUGAUUCUCGAAUUUUUCUAA
Messenger RNA from Camelina sativa (false flax), 327 nucleotides. The record is from RefSeq and is a predicted model, not a curated record. NCBI's taxonomy places the organism in Eukaryota, Viridiplantae, Streptophyta, Magnoliopsida, Brassicales, Brassicaceae.